Molecule: messenger RNA, 1949 nt
Organism: Cucurbita pepo subsp. pepo (vegetable marrow)
Lineage: Eukaryota; Viridiplantae; Streptophyta; Magnoliopsida; Cucurbitales; Cucurbitaceae
Source: RefSeq, a predicted model, not a curated record
GGAAGGAUUUGGGAUGUAAUAAAGAAGGUGGUGACAGAAAGAACAUCUAGGAAACAACUUUGGAGCCCACAGAAUGGGAGUGCAAUUCCCUUCUGCCCUCAGAACCAAAGUAAGGAAUAACAACAACACAUAUUAAUCAUCUUACGCACAAGAAAGCUAAAGUUCCAGGCCUUGUACUGGAGACUGGGAACACACAUACACUCUCUCUGUUUAAAGUAAAAAAGAAAAAGAAAAAAAGGAGAAUCCAGCAUGAUUUCCAUCACUACCCCAGCCAACUACUUAAUUUCUUCAUCCCUUUUUCUAAUCUCCCUUAUUAAACCACUUUCUUCAACCCCCUUCCCCAGCGCCUCCUCCUCAUAAACCAAACAACCUCUCCCCAUAUCUUUCACUAUGCUUAAAGGAUCAUCCUUUGGCCUUCUCUCAACAACAAUGCCGGGCCCUGCAUUUCUAUGGACAUGAAACACCCUUCCAACACUUAACACUCCGCCUAAGCAUGGCCUCCGCCUGCUUCUUCAACACUCCCCAGACCAUUGCCAUUCUUGUGCCGCUGCUUUUGCUUCUUCUUGCUUUCCCAGUAACUCCGGUAUACUCGUCUCAUAUUCCUGCCACCAACCAGACUUUCCAUCCCCAACAGGAAUUCAACAAGUUGAAGAUGAUAAGGGCUCAUCUGGAUAAGGUCAACAAGCCUGCAGUCCACACAAUUCAGAGUCCUGACGGGGAUCUCAUUGAUUGUGUUUUAUCUCACCACCAACCAGCAUUUGACCAUCCAAACUUGAAGGCCCAAAAACCCUUGGUAACCGCUUACUUCCAUUGCCACCCAAAUUCAAAGUUCAACUGGUUCAGCCUUGAAAGGAAAGUGAAUGUGAAUGUAAUGUUGUGUCUAAAUUUGCAGGAUCCACCAGAGAGACCAGAAGGACAUAAGCCGCCUAGGACGGAGAUAGGAAGCUUCCAAUUAUGGAGCAUGAAUGGGGAAACUUGCCCGGAAGGAACAGUUCCAAUAAGAAGAACAACGGAGGAAGACAUACUCAGAGCUACCUCUUUUCAGAUGUUUGGAAGAAAAGUAAAAAGAUGGGUUAGGAGAGAAACAAGCAGCGACGGGCAUGAGCACGCUGUGGGGUAUGUGACCGGCAAUCACUACUUCGGUGCAAAAGCAAGCAUCAACGUGUGGGCACCUCGAGUCGCCGAUCAGUAUGAAUUCAGCUUAUCGCAAAUGUGGGUCAUCUCCGGCUCUUUUGGCGACGAUCUCAACACCCUCGAAGCCGGUUGGCAGGUUAGUCCAGAACUGUACGGAGACAAUUACCCAAGAUUCUUUACUUACUGGACGUCGGACGCAUACCAAGCAACCGGAUGUUACAAUCUGCUAUGCUCGGGGUUUGUCCAAACAAAUAACAAAGUGGCCAUUGGGGCUACAAUAUCUCCGACGUCUUCGUUGGAUGGCGGUCAAUUCGACAUCAGCUUGAUGGUUUGGAAGGACCCAAAGCAUGGAAACUGGUGGCUGGAAUUUGGAGCGGGGGUACUGGUGGGAUACUGGCCGUCCUUCUUAUUCACGCAUCUGCAACAGCAUGCAACCAUGGUGCAGUUCGGGGGAGAGGUGGUGAAUUCAUGCCCCUCCGGAUUCCACAGCAGCACGGAGAUGGGGAGUGGGCAUUUCGGCGGGGAGGGAUUCGGAAAAGCUUCCUACUUCCGGAACCUGCAGGUGGUGGAUUGGGACAACAGCUUGGUUCCAUUAACAAACCUGAUGGUAUUGGCGGAUCAUCCGGAGUGCUACGAUAUUGAAGCAGGGAUGAACACCGAUUGGGGCAACUACUUUUACUACGGUGGACCUGGCCGAAGCCAGAGGUGUCCUUGACACAAUUCUUGUUUUUGUUUUUGUUAUAUCACAUCCCCUUCAUCAUUACAACUAAUAUAAUUGUAAAUUUUGAUUCACCAUUUUUAGUAUAAUAUCAAUA